Aspergillus candidus is the source of this 2736-nucleotide messenger RNA. Its product is annotated as putative serine/threonine protein kinase. Gene Ontology annotation, biological process: protein phosphorylation. Gene Ontology annotation, molecular function: ATP binding; protein kinase activity. The coding region runs from base 1 to 2736 and encodes 911 amino acids. The transcript is spliced from 4 exons. The record is from RefSeq and is a predicted model, not a curated record. Lineage: Eukaryota; Fungi; Ascomycota; Eurotiomycetes; Eurotiales; Aspergillaceae.
AUGGAUGCUUCCCGUGCUUCGCAGCUUUUGGACCCCACGUCUGCCGUGGCGGCCAUCACGAAACAUAAAGCGGAAGCAAUUAAACUGGCUCGCGAGCAAGCCGCCGCAGUCCAGGAAAUGUGCCGCAGAGCUAAAACGGAGAUGCCACCUUACGAAUUUGAAGAGUUGAUUGGUAAAGGUUCCUACGGUCGUGUUUACAAGGGACACCAACUUCCCUCGCGCCAGGUCGUUGCAAUCAAAGUUAUGGAUGUUGACACGCUCGAUUACAAGACUCUGCGAGACUUCAAAGACGAUUCUAUCAAGGAGUUUAUCCACGAGACGAAGGUCAUGAAGCAGGUCAAGGACUCGGGAGCAAAAAACAUCAAUGAAUUGAUCGAGGCUAUCUCCAUUCACUCGCAACUGUGGCUAGUUUGCGAGUACUGCCCUGGUGGGAGUGUCAGAACCUUGAUGCGAGCUACAGGUGAUCGGCUCGAUGAAAAGUUCAUCAUCCCCAUUGCCCGCGAAUUAGCUGCCGGCUUGCGUGCUAUCCAUAAUGCUGGAAUCAUCCAUCGAGAUAUCAAGGCCGCCAAUAUCUUGAUCCACGAAGAAGGCCGGCUCGAGAUCUGUGACUUUGGCGUGGCGGGUGUUCUUCAGUCGCAAAUGGACAAGCGCUCUACUUGGAUUGGAACGCCUCACUGGAUGCCACCCGAGAUGUUCUCCACCCGCGGCGAAGCACAUCAAUACGGCAGUGAGAUCGAUGUAUGGGCUUACGGAUGCACCCUGUUCGAGUUCGCUUCGGGAAACCCCCCGAAUGCCAACCUCCGCGAGCGAAUGCAAAUUGGAAGGCAAUUGAACCGAAACGCCCCAAAACUCAAGAAUGAUAAAUACAGCGAUGAACUCAAGGACUUGGUUGCAUUUGCUUUGGAGUCCGAUCCGAUCGCGCGCCCUGCAAUGGACGAUAUUUUGGACCACGCAUACAUCGCCAACACCGAAGAGGAAUAUCCUACGUCUUCCCUUAGCGAGCUCGUCCGCAUAUACUACCAGUGGUCUCAGCGGGGAGGGCAGCGUAUUUCCCUGUUCCACCCUGGGGGUGCCGCAGCUGCCGAGAUGCCAGAUGAUGGCCCGGACGUGGAAUUGGACUGGAAUUUUAGCGCUACAGAUGGGUUCGAAAGGAGGUUUUCCGUCAUCGAUCUCGACCAGCUGGCUGCCUCGUUAGCUGAAAUGGAAGACAAAAUCAGUCCAACAACCUCUAACGACGAAGCGGAAGCCGAUGCUCUCGAACGAGUGGCGAAUGAAGACAUGUCCGAGGAUGAAAAGGCCAAUUUCGAUGAGCGUGUCCGCCGAGGUGCUGAAGCCAUGGAAGGCCUCUUCAACGAGGAACUUCCAGACUACAAAUACGAGACGAAAAACGACUUCAUCCCUAUUGAGCAGAAGCAGCCCAUGUCAGAUCUACCUCUCCGUACAGAGACAGACAGAUCCUCAGUAACAUCAACCUUUAUCGACAUCGACAUUGGAUCCUUUGACUCUUCUCACUAUGCUGCGGGUGCGUCGACGACCCAGCCAUUCCAACUGGCCGAUGCAGAUACCAUCAAAGCAAACCGGACCAGCGGUCGCCAACACCGUGACUCCGGCGAAGCUCGCUCCCGCUCAUCGAGCGGUGGCCUAAGCAGCGAUCGAGAGUCUCAGGAUUUAACCUACCAACCCCAGAGCGGGCCAAGACCACCCACCAUGGACUGGAAGUUCCCAAGCUUCACGCCCCAAGACACGGAGGCAGCACCCGCAGAUGAGGGUCAAAACAAUCCCACGCACACGGAAGGCUCCCCAAAAAAUACUGAGCCGGAAGAGUUCAUCCCGACAGAAAAACGGGCAACAAUGGAGUGGAAAUUUCCAGAAGCUCCAACUCCGGCUCCAAACCCGGCUCCGGCUCCGGCGAAACCGCCCACAACAGACGAGUCUGACCAAGCAGCAAGACGUGCGACGAUGGAGUGGACUUUCCCAUCAAUGGGUGGCUCAGCAGACGCCGAUCAAGACUCGCAGGGUAACGACGUGGCGGUAGAAGCAAACCGGUUUAGCACUCUCAAAGCACCUCUCCCCCCACUGGAGCCAUCCGAAACUGCCAUCCGACCCCUCAGCAUCGGCGAACCCGGAGACGCCCGCCCAUCCACGUCAAACUCAGCAAAAUCCAGCUUUUCAGCCAGCUCAGACACAGACUACGACCCGUUCCGACUGGAUCGACCUCCCAGCCUCUCAGGCGACAAAUUCGCCCCAGACGACUUCCCACAACUCCUCGACUCCGCCGACCACGACGCGCAAUCACGCUCAUCAGUCAUAGUCGAAGACGGACCCGGCCCAGACGAAGAAGACGACGUGAUCGAAGAAGAAGACGAGCGCCAGCUCGACUGGCAGUCGAAUACCACUGCCACCACUGCCGCCAGCGACGCAGCCGAUCCGGGAUCCGACUCGGAGCCGUUCCCAGCAGCUCUAAUGCCCACCGACGAGGCUGCGGACCCGACUCCGCUGCCCACGGCGCGCCGCGUCCCGCACAUUGUGGAGCCGGUUUAUUUCCCAGACCUUGUUCCACCGGAUGCGUAUGCGCUCGCGGCUAAUGGUCAGGAGGGAACUAUGAAGGCUGAGUUGGAUCGGUUACUGGAGGAUUUCCUGGACGCGUUGUCGGCUACGGGUGAGGGGCUUGCUAGGACGAGGGUGAGUCCUGAAACGACCCCUAAUGGGAGGUCGACGCCGGAGGGGGUGGAAUGA